AUAUUUUGACUCUAUGCAUUGUCCAUUAAUGACGCAGCAUCCCGUCAUGCUGGCGUCAUAAUGAGGUUAUCAGGAGGUGGUUGAACUGUAGCAGGACAGCACUGAAGGUAUAAAACACACGGCCCGCCACUGACUUAUACACAAUAUACAAGAUUGACUUUGACGGAGCGGUUUGUCAAAGUGUAGCCCUGUGAGAGACAUCACUGCUGCAGCAACCUUCGCUGCUCUUCCCUUUAUUAAAACCCAGAGCCCACUUGAUGGUGCUAAUAAAUAUAUGUAAGCAGAUUUUUCUAGAAUUAACAGAAAUGAUGUCUGAUGGAAACCGUUGCAACCACAAUGAAGUAACUGCUCUGUAUCCUACGAAACGAACCCUAAGGUGGCAGAGAGACCGCAGCGGUAUUAACCCCUCACUGAGUGCGAGUACAUGCUCAGCUUUCCUGUAAGCUCAUCAGUGAGGUAUUGGUUGGGGUUAAUUCUCACCUCCGCAAAGUAUCGCUGUCUCUCGCUGCCAGCUUUUCAAAAACAAGAAAGCCAAUGCUGAGAUAUAUGUCCUUUUCAUGUGGCAGCAGCAUCUUCCCACCAAGAGUACGCAGUGUGCUGCUGAAACUGUUGUAUCACUGUUUACUAACGCGCUAAUCCUCAUAAAGACUGACAGCGUGAUAAUAGUAAUAAUGCUUUUUAUUUUAAAACAGGUUGAAUAAAGAUACAUGUUGAGAUUCAGAGCAUGGUUCAGAUGUGACAAACCUGAGAGGAAAAUAAAUCCCCAGCAACAUUACAAAGUAUGUUACCUGUUGCAAUGCAUAGAAGAUGUUGGGUAGGUGAAUGUGGUCGUGUUUUUUUUUUUUUUCUUUCCUUUCGUGGAAUAUGUGAAAAGGUCUCUUUUCUGAUGAUGACUUGAUGGUGGUUAGUGAGGUGGGGGUCAGCUGAAACCUCUAGCUUCCUCCCUUCAGACUGAGCUGCAGUUUGUCUUCACUCACGUUGCAAAGGUUGAACUAUAGGAAGCGCAUGAAAGACCCAAACUGUGUGAUAAAGCUCGAUAAAGUUCUGUAGUUUUAUGGUAAUAUCAUGCAGCAACUACUUCUUCAUACUAUGCAUUCAGGUGGAGGGGGAUGAGUGGAAGGGUUCUUGGUUUGUGUAAGUUAAUGUGCACUUGUCCUCCUGUGGGAGGGGUUUGUGGGUGGUGAGUGGCUUGACAGCUGAAGUGAAGACAGAUUAAAGUACACACCUCCUUCGUGCAGAGGCAACAGAUGCAUACACAAGUUUGUCUCACAGCAGGACCUGCACCAUGAGCUAUGACCACCAGAGCCCCCAGAGCACCCAGAGCUAUCCGUUCCCGCAGGUGUUCCUUGUGGACGGAAGCGGCGGACCGCAGCACUCUGGACAGCAGCCGAACCUCGUGCCCUGCUGGUCCUUCCCGCCGGCCCAGGAGAGGGCGAGGAGCCGGGGGAAGAGUCGGGGCUGCAUGGGAGUCAGCCCCGGUCUGGCCCUAAUCGUGCUGAUGCUGUUCCUGCUUGUGUUUGUGGCCCUCGGGUUCGAAGCCUACCAGAUUAACAACAUGAAGGCAGAGCUGAGAGAGAUGAAAACGGUUAAACCCGUGACUGAGUUUGAUACGCCUCAGAAGCAAAUUGCUCACGAACCCGAGACGAACAGAGAAGAGAAAAAAGACAGACCUGCAGCACAUGUGAUGGGGCGCAUUGAAAUAGAAAAAUUCCCUCAGACUUUACGAUGGGAGCCGCGGGUGGGUCGGGCCUUCACCUCGGGAUCGGUGGCGUACAGGUUUGAAGACGGCGGCCUGCAACUGAACGAGAGCGGACUCUACCACGUCUACUCGCGCGUGGAGUUGAUCUUCAAGGACUGCUCGCCCUCGUCCUCGUUCGUUCACUCUGUGUUCGUGAGGAGAACGGGGCGCUCCUCGCCUUUGAACCUGAUGGAGGCCCACAAAGCGGGUUUCUGCUCUCAGCAGCAGGGGCACGCCUGGACCACAGAGAGUUACCUCGCCUCUGCCCUGCAGCUGCAGGCGCCCGACAGAGUUUUUGUGAAUGUAUCGCACCCCUUAUAUCUUAGUCACUCUCAUUACGCCAACUUCUUUGGUCUCUACAAGAUCUGAGGGCUUUGUGUGUUUUAGUGUAGUAAUGAUACUCGUGUCUCUGAAUCUUACUCAUCUCUUUGAUUCCUUGUAUCAUUGCUAUCACGUGUAAUACCUGCACUGAAUAGCUUGAUAUGAAACGGUCUGCAAAGUCAAAACCCAGGGAAAACGUUGCACAGUCUCAUUAAUGCCAGCUUUAAAAUUGGUUGUGAAAUUUGUGAAGCAAGCUCCAGACACAUGUGUAACGAAAUAUUGUGCCUUUUUUUUUUUUAAAUAAAUGUAGAUAAAGUCAGUAAACACUAACAAGCUGAUUUAGUGUUACCAUUUAAAAACAUAUAUUUAUUUUAGGGUGGAUCUGGGAUCUGAUGUCUAAAUGUGUGAUAUAAUGGUUGGAAAUGAAUAAAGAUAUAAUUUAAGUUGAUUUUCAUUAACAGUGUUUUAUGUCUGAGUAUGUAAUGAACACCCACACGAGUUUUGUUCAUGACCACUGGAAAGUAUUUAGAUAAGUACACCAACUCAAAAUGUGGUGUUUCUCCUGAUAAUUUCCAUAUAUUCCAUUGAGGUACAGCAGAAGUCUAGAAACAGGCAGCUUUGUACUCUGACAAAUGCAGUUACACUCUCCAAAGGAGCAGAAAUGUGAGGAACAAGAAUACUUUUUAGAAUUAAGCUUACAGAGCACGAUGCAGUGCACU
This is a messenger RNA of Anarrhichthys ocellatus (wolf-eel), 2778 nucleotides long. It is a transcript of the gene faslg, whose product is annotated as Fas ligand (TNF superfamily, member 6). The transcript is spliced from 4 exons. Gene Ontology annotation, biological process: positive regulation of canonical NF-kappaB signal transduction; immune response; extrinsic apoptotic signaling pathway via death domain receptors. The coding region runs from base 1286 to 2107 and encodes 273 amino acids. NCBI's taxonomy places the organism in Eukaryota, Metazoa, Chordata, Actinopteri, Perciformes, Anarhichadidae. The record is from RefSeq and is a predicted model, not a curated record. Gene Ontology annotation, molecular function: tumor necrosis factor receptor binding. Gene Ontology annotation, cellular component: membrane.